Lingula anatina is the source of this 895-nucleotide messenger RNA. RefSeq names its product ATP-dependent (S)-NAD(P)H-hydrate dehydratase-like. Gene Ontology annotation, molecular function: ATP-dependent NAD(P)H-hydrate dehydratase activity. NCBI's taxonomy places the organism in Eukaryota, Metazoa, Brachiopoda, Lingulata, Lingulida, Lingulidae. The record is from RefSeq and is a predicted model, not a curated record. Gene Ontology annotation, biological process: metabolite repair.
CCGAAAACAACACAUGUUCCAAGGUAAUGUACACCGACGACUUCAGCUGUAAUUUCAUGUAGCAGAUAUUUUAAGAAAAACAGAACAUGUUUUCAUUGUCAGGGAUACUGGCCUAUGUAGCUGGAAGGGGGAGAAUCCCCUCAGGUCUUCCUCCAUUGAAGAGACACAUGGCUGAUCAUCUCGUGAACAGUGCCAUAAUGCUGGACAUGGUGAAAGCAAUCAUUCCACCAUUAACCUUUGACCUUCAUAAAGGUCAGGCAGGUCGCAUCGCAGUGGUGGGAGGAUGUCAAGAGUACACUGGGGCUCCAUAUUUUGCAGCAAUCUCAGCUUUGAAACUGGGAGCAGACCUGUCUCAUGUGUUCUGUACCAGAGAUGCUGCCACAGUUAUCAAGUCUUACAGCCCUGAGCUCAUUGUACACCCUAUUCUUGACCACCCCUCUGCUGUGACAGAAGUCAAUCAGUGGUUGCCAAGGUUUCAGAGCAUGGUGAUUGGUCCAGGGUUGGGGAGGACCACCCCUAUCCUGGAGACAGUUAAGGGUGUGAUAGAAAAAGCCAAGGAACUUGAAAUACCACUUGUUAUAGAUGCUGAUGGAUUAUUUCUGGUCACCCAGGACCCAGAUGUGAUAAAGAGUUACACAAAGACCAUACUAACACCCAACAUUGUGGAAUUUGAAAGACUUUUUCAAAAAAUGAUGGGCCACAAACCUGACCCAUUAGAGGCAGUUGAGAAUGUCACCCAGCUGUCCAAGGCACUUGGGAAUGUCACCAUAGUACAGAAGGGAGACCAUGAUGUCAUCUCAGAUGGGAAUAAAGGGUACAGAUUGUAUGCCUUCAAUCAGCUCAUCAGUGACAGAAUAGGAUUCCACCGACAAAUUCCUGACACCAGGCAUCAACU